This is a messenger RNA of Saprolegnia parasitica CBS 223.65, 2319 nucleotides long. RefSeq lists its product as hypothetical. The transcript has 3 exons. Gene Ontology annotation, cellular component: cytoplasm. Gene Ontology annotation, molecular function: mRNA binding. The record is from RefSeq and is a predicted model, not a curated record. Lineage: Eukaryota; Oomycota; Saprolegniomycetes; Saprolegniales; Saprolegniaceae. Gene Ontology annotation, biological process: post-transcriptional regulation of gene expression. Bases 1 to 2319 code for a protein of 772 amino acids.
AUGCCCUCGGACGAGAUGCUUCCCUUCGACAUGUCGCUCCUCGACUUGCAGCCGCCGAGCAAGCAGCAGCAGCAGGCCGAGCCCGAGUUCAGCAAGAACUAUGCGAUCGGGUCGCGCAUCCAGCGCUCCAUGAGCGCGCCGCCAGUCGCCGAGCAUGUGGGCCGGUUGCCGCCGCCCAUGUAUGCGCAGAGCGAGUACGACGACAACCAGACGGAAGCCGAGUUGCACCCCGAGUAUUACUACUACUACGCGCCCAAGUCGCACAACCCGCGCCUGCCCAUGUCGUACAACGCGUGGGAGUCGAUGCACAAGCAGUACCACACGCGCCACCACCAUUCGAGCUCGUUGCACCGCGUGCAAAUUCCCGACCACCGCGACGCGCCGCCGGCGUACACGACCAGCAUGGCCCCGAAAGCGUCGCAGGAGGACUUUGAAGCUGCGGUCGCGGCCGCUGGAGGCCACACGUACCAAAAGACAGAGCCAUUCUGCUCGUCGCCGACCGACUCGAACCACGGCGGGUCCGUGCGGCCGGUCAACAAGACGCUUAUUGACCGCAUCCAAGAAGACUUUCCGCGCACGCCGUCGCCCGUCUUUGGCUAUGGCAUGACGUCCGAGAUGGAAGAGGAGCUCCAUCGCGCUGGCCGGUACGCCGACUGCAACAACAACCAGCAGCAGCAUCACCACGAGCUCCCGUCCGACUUUUUGCACAGCAUGAAGCGGUUUCCGGCCAGCCGCGAGAAGCAGCUGCCGCGCAUCAACAUUGUUAGCCCGCAGUACUACCCGAUGAUGUACGCGGGCCCGCCGCCGGGCUUGCACUAUGGCGUUCCGCCGAGCCAUCCCGGCAUGGUGCAGCACCCCAUGUACGAGCGUGUGCCCCGGGGCAUGUACCCAUCGGGCUACGAGCCCGAGUACGGCAUGUACCACGAGCCCGAGAUGAGCGACCGAAGCCACUAUCCCGACAUCCGCCACCUCAAGGCAACGUCGCACGAGUACCCAUCGUCGCGCGGGUCGCCGCCGGGGUACAGCCGGUCGCGCGGCUUCUCGUCGAGCGCCAAGAGCUUCACCUCGUCGUCCGCAAGCCGCCACCAGACGACGCAGCAGUCGCAACCACACAACGAAGCAGCGCCCAAGGAGACGAUGGCCAAGCCGCGCGUGGCCUUGAACCCCAAGGAAGCAUGCUUUGAGCCGCGCGCCGCGCAGCCCGUGUCGUCGUCGUCUUCGUCCGAGAAGCGGCUGACGGACAAGACCAAGGUGGCGCCGACCAGCGUGCUUCUCAACGACUUUCGCAACACCAACAAGCACAAGAAGUGGGAGCUCCUCGACGCCCGCGGGCACAUGGUCGAAUUCGCCAAGGACCAGCACGGCUCGCGCUUCAUCCAGCAAAAGCUCGAGACGGCCAAGGCAGACAUCAAGGACAUCGUGUUCGCCGAAAUCUACCCGGUCGCGCUCACGCUCAUGACCGACGUCUUUGGCAACUACGUCAUCCAAAAGUUCUUUGACUUUGGCACGUCGCACCAUCUGUCGCUGCUGCUGCGGACCAUCUCCGGGCGGGUGCUCGAGCUCGCGCUGCAAAUGUACGGCUGCCGCGUCAUCCAGAAGGCGCUCGAGCUCAAGAACAUCCCCGAGAAGCUCCAUUUGAUAUCGGAGCUCACGGGCCAUGUGCUCAAGUGCGUCAAGGACCAGAACGGCAACCACGUGGUGCAGAAAUGCAUCGAGAUCCUGCCGUGGAAGACGCCGGUGGCCAUGGACGUCGGUGGCUUCAUCCUCUCGGCGUUCCUCGGCAAUGUCUACUCGCUCGCGACGCACCCAUAUGGCUGCCGCGUCAUCCAGCGCGUCCUCGAGCACUGCACGGAGGCGCAGAUGGCGCCGAUCCUCAAGGAGAUCCACGACUGCUGCUGCCUCCUCGUCGAAGACCAGUACGGCAACUACGUCAUCCAGCAUGUCCUCGAGCACGGCCAACCGAGUGAGCGGUCGCAGGUCAUCAACAAGGUCUACCCGGACAUCGUGCGCUUCAGCUACCACAAGUUUGCGAGCAACGUGAUCGAAAAGUGCCUCAUGUACGCCAGCGUCCACCAGCUGCAUGUCAUUGUCGCGCACGUCAUGGAGGCCAAUGAGCGCGGCGAGUGCCCGCUCCAGGUCAUGAUGAAGGACCAGUACGCCAACUACGUGGUGCAGAAGCUCAUCGACGUGGCCGACGCCGAGGAGCGCGAGCGCAUGGUGGUCAUCAUCAAGACGCAGGCGAGCCAUUUGAAGCGCUUCAACUUUGGCAAGCACAUCCUCAACCGCCUCGAGAAGCUCACGGGCCAAAAGAUUGCGUAA